UAUAAACUUUCCUGUUUGCGUACGAGAUUACCUUCUUCAGCGAAUUGUUAUUGUAAAACAGCGAUGAAACCGGUUUAAAGCAGAUCCUUGACUUAUAAAAUAAUCGAAUAACUACUAAAAGUACGAAACUGUCAUCGAGACAGUGUCAGCGCCCAUGUGACAUUUGUCUCAUAAAAAUGUGAUUAAAUGUCAAUUGACCUAUAUACACAGACAUAUAUUCUUACACGAAACUGCGUAUUAAACUUAUAAAAAGAAUCGCUAACGCGAAUACAAAGAAAAAAUAGUCAAGAUUAGUUAUGUUGUACUAAAUAUCUAUAGCGAUUGCACAACUGCAUUCAACGUAGGUAACAUACAUGUAUAUAAAAAUAUCUGUUUUUCCAAUCGUUACCGGAUAAUACGUUAAUUUGUUAACUUUCCAAACAUACAUAUUGUUAACGACAUUAUAAGGGAAACGUAUGAGACGUCAAGGAUUCUCAAUGAUUGGUAAUUUUUUCAAAAAUACGGGAAGGACAAUCGCAUUCGACAAGUCAGAAAACCGAUUAAAAAAAAGAGUCAAACAGAAGCGAUGCAGAUUCACGUACCUGAUGUUAACGCAACCAACUAUGACAGGCCGUCCACCAUUUGCAACUCACAAGUAGACCGAACUACGUCCUCCUAAAAUAUAUCCGACAAACAGACCUCAGCGCACCUAACGACUAAAUAUCGCAGGCCCGUCUCACGAUAAUCGGAUUUAAAAAUUUACCGAGUGUUACGCUAACUUUUCGUUGCUGUUCUCUAUCAUCAGAAGAUUUUACAGCUGCUUUUAAAUUCGUUACCAACUGACGAACAUUUCUAAUUCACUACACAUUCCUCAUGAAUAUGUAUUACACCCCUAAAUAAUGAUAACAAAAGUGAAUGUGCAGAACUCUAAUGCACGGACAAUUGUUCUAUUGAAAAUUUCAAAGAACAUUCUUAAAAAUUUGAUUAAUUCAAUAUAAAUAUAAAUAAUUAGAUUAUGAGCUUUUAAAUGAAAAUAUUAUACACUUAAAUGUAUGUACGUUUCAGAGUUAACAUUCGAAUGAUACGAUACAUAUUAUAAAAACCAUUAAAUAAAAAUUGAACUCUCCCAAUUAUAUUAAAAAAAUGACAUCUAGUUGAAUAACAGAUUAAAUUGAAUCUGUGCAACGCCUGUGUUGUAUUGGAGAUAUUGUUUGUUAAAAAUCUAGAUUUUCCACAAAUGGCUUUUAACAAAUGAUAAACGAGUCAAAGACAAAAGAUUCGUGCAUAAAAAUGUAAUCGGUAUACGAUAAGAGGGUAACCUGGGAAUUCCAGUAUUCUCGUAUUUUUAUAACUUCCUUUUAUUUUUGUAGUAUUACAAAUUUUUUACCUAUUCGAAUAUUAUCGAUUCGUUUUAUUAUUCUAUAAUGAUUAUUCGAUAAAUAAACGAUGAAGUUUAACUGAGGAAAAAAUGGAUGAUAAUAAGACGAAAAAAGGCUUUCCUGUUCAAGGCAUGGAAGAAUGGUUAUAUCAAACAAAUAUAAAAUGUCACUCCCUAAAGUCCCAUAUGGAUUAUAUGAAGUUAGCAUGCCAUAAUAUACAACAAGAAAUACUUAAACCAAAAAACACAUUUGAUGUUCCAAGUUAUCAUAAUCCUAAAAUUAAACUUUCUGAUACAGAUGAAUCUGUGACUUCCAGACAAAUGAAUUGUAAUGAUUCAUUAGAAAAAUCAUCUAAUGCCACAUACGUAUCUAUAAAUGACAAUGGAAAUUUGGAAAACUACAGUCCAUCCCAGAGUCUAAAAUUAAGAAAUAUUUUACCUAAAGUUAAUGUACAAUACAGGGAUAAAGAGAAAAUAGAAAAUAAAAGUAUUGAAAUAAAAUUAGAAGCUGAAAAAGAUGACGGUUCUUAUGAACAAGUGCAGAGUCCUCGUAUUCAAUGUACACCUUUAUUGCCAAUUCAUAAAGACUUUAUGUGUGAAAAACAAAAUGACACGUGGCAUGACUCAUAUCAACAACACCUAACAGAAUAUUCACCAGAAUUAACGCAAAAUAUGGAUCACUCGGCAAAAUCUUUCAAAGAAUCAAUUAUAGGUAAUAAGAAUAAAUUAAAUAUCCAUGGUAAUGUGAAAAAUGGAACUGGUGGUAAGAGUAAAGUUUAUAAAAAAAAUGAGAAGAAAGAAAAAAUAGCUUUUUCCACAUUAUCAAGCAAAAAGAAUUCUGUGUCUAAAAUAGAUGAUAUUGUUUCAUUAAAAUUAAAAAAAAGAAGAAGAAAAUUACACAAUGCUAAUUCAAAAAGUACUGUUGCUACAAAUUGCACUGGAAGAAAAGAUCUGAAGAAACGAAAACAAAAAGGUGUUAUUAAUACUCGUCAUACAUCAAAGUAUCCUCAGGCCUCUAAUGAAGUGGUUGAGAUUUAUCAUAAUUCAGCAUUAAAGGAUGGUAGUACUUCUCUCAGUUUUAUUAACUACUCCAAACUUGAUUCUCAUACGAACUAUAGUAACAAAUUAUCCUUAGGUGCAAAUAAACAACAAAAUAUUCAUCCGAAAACAAAAUGUGAUGAUACUAAUUAUCAAUGUAACUAUAAUACUGAUAAAGGCAAUGGAUCAAAUAGUCCUUUGAAACAAUGUCAGUCCAAACAGAAAAUUGAAGAAAAGGGAACAAACUUUCAUAACCAGAAUUGUGUAUUGGAGUUUCCAACUGCUCCAGUGCAUGCAAUGAAAAAAUGUAAUUCUCAUCAGUGUCAGCAGUCAAUUAUGCCAGCAUCAUACUGUAAUCCUAUGAUUACUCAUAGUUAUGAAAUGCCAACAUUGGCUUCAAAAUUGAAAAGAGUAAAUCGUACAUACUUUAGUAGAUUCACUAUUAAAAACAUACCAUUUGUAGUGGGUACUUCAGUGACACCAAGCCACAAUUUAGGUUUAAAUAUACAGCAAGUUUUAAGUAUAAUGAAAACAAGACAAUCUACACUAAAUGGGAUUACUCCUCUCCUCAUUCGUAAACUUAGUAGAGGUAUGAAGCCUGUAUCUCCUUUUACGGAUCAAAUGAAUGAUCAGUAUACUAAGUUACCUCCAAUGAAUUCUCGACUAAUUAAUACAUUUGUACACAAAGCAAAUUCGUUUCUAAAUGAACCUUUUAAUUUAUUUGAAAAUGAAAGUGUAUCUUUAACUUAUGGUGCUAAAACAUUAAAUAAUUUCAAUCUAAACGUGAAUUUAACGAAUAUGGAAGAAACAGCCAUUAAUGGAAAAAUUGAACACGAGAGUUUCCUGAAAAAGGAUACUCAAUCAGAGAAUCAAUUGAAUGCAGAACAAGUAUUGCACAACACAGACAAUGCAAAAGUAUUAAAAGUAUUUUCAUCUCAGCAAAAUGUAAAGACGCAAAUGAAAAUUCAGAAUACUCAUCAAAUACAGUCAAUAACGUGUAGAGAAAAUCAAAAUUCCAAUGGAAUACGGGAAGUCCUUAUCAAUCUGCAUGAUCAGUUUGAAGAAAUGAAUACAAAAUACGAGAAGUUACAAACAGAAUUAGAGAAGAGUGAUGACAAAAAAUUGAAGGGAGAAGUAUCACAACUCGAAAAGGAAUUAAGCAUAAAGGAGGAUGAGAUAAACGCCGUUAUUAAUUUAUAUAAAGAGGUAAUGGCAUUAAAACAACAAAUGAGACUGCUACAGGAAAAGAAUAGUUACGUUUGCAUAUCAAGUGAUGUUCCAAUAGGACUGAGCAACCCUCAUUCUCCCAUACCUUUUACAUUAACUAAAUCUAAUGGAACAAUUCUUCAACAAAAACAUCCUAGAAAAGGAAGUACCAUUAUUACAACCAGAGAACCUACCUCCCUUCGAUUAGCUGGACUCUUAAGGCAAAUUCAAACAUUUCAAAAACAAUUGAGACUAUCCUCGUGAUAACGAUACAUGAAAUUCUCUAGGUGAGUUUCAUUCAUCAAUAACUAUACUUUUUGUAUGAAAAUUAUCGAUCUUUUAUGUGUAUGUAUAUAUAUAUAUAUAUACAUACAUACAUACAUAAUGAAUCCAUAAUAAAUCCAGGACACUGCUCUAUUCUUUACAUUGAAAUAAUUACAAAACAACAUAAAUAAGUGACACUGCUGAUUAAUAUUCGUCAUAAGCACGGACCCGAUAUCUAGUAGAAACUCAUUAUUACAAAUAUACAGUGUACAGUAAAUAAAAUUUAUAACACGUUCCCCUGAACAAAUAAUCAAGUUUCUCAAGCGCAUUUCUCACACACUCGUAUCAUUAAAAAAGGAUGGAAUUUAAAUGAAAUAUAUCAGGAUUGCUUAUUAUAGUGAGGAAAAUAUUUGUAGUGGUUCGUAUUCUCCUUUUAUUCGAUUCUGCGUGCUAUCUCUUAUAACGUAUAAUAUUGAUUUGUAUAUGCAUAUGGUCUUAUGUAUUUAUGUAUGCAACUGCUUGUAUCUAUACAUACCGUGUAUAUGUAUAUACAUAAUCACACGUUUACGAACUUGAAGGAUAAUUAACACUUUCGCUAAUUAUAAUUCAUCCCUUGUCUUUUACCGUCAGUUUUUAUGCGCCUAUGUCUAAUACAUGAUCGAACAGAAAACUUACCGUUAACAUAUUAAUUUUUAUCGUUCGGUGUCAGCACUAAUCUCGUGAAAAAUUUGUUAUUUGAACCGUUGUCGCGAAACGUGUCGUUCGUUUCGUUUAAUCAGAAUUCUGUCUGUAUAUCCGUGUCGACUAAUAUUGUCAACGCAACACGAAACCCGAUUAUUUCUCACAAGCAACUGCACAGAUCCGUUUCAUUCUUUUCUCGUCGCGGAUCAUUUUCGCACCCGCGAAAAAGAGAGACCUCGUCUCCUACAAGCUAGAAAAAUCUCCUCCACACGACGUUAAUACAAAAUGUAGUCUUAUUUCUAAGACGUUACUCUCUUCCUUGUUCUACUUGUAAUGAUCACUGCCCGUACACACGAAAUCUAUCAAAAUAAAAUAUUUCUGUGAUAUCGAAUAUAAAAUAAGUUUCUUUCUGCACCGAUCGGUUCGGAACACGAGUCGCUGUGAUAAUCACUGGAAAUCGCGGAGACGGGAAAUUUU
Messenger RNA from Nomia melanderi (Alkali bee), 5023 nucleotides. Lineage: Eukaryota; Metazoa; Arthropoda; Insecta; Hymenoptera; Halictidae. The record is from RefSeq and is a predicted model, not a curated record.